Daucus carota subsp. sativus is the source of this 1993-nucleotide messenger RNA. RefSeq lists its product as uncharacterized. The transcript is spliced from 7 exons. The record is from RefSeq and is a predicted model, not a curated record. Gene Ontology annotation, molecular function: transporter activity. Bases 232 to 1494 code for a protein of 420 amino acids. Gene Ontology annotation, cellular component: membrane. Gene Ontology annotation, biological process: transport. Lineage: Eukaryota; Viridiplantae; Streptophyta; Magnoliopsida; Apiales; Apiaceae.
AUAGAUAUCAAUGAAAUGACAGGUCACAAGAAUUAUACACGCAAACCCACAAUAUAUCUCCCCUAAAAACCCCCAUUGUUGUCUUCCUCAAGCUCCACAUUUCCUCCCCACAAUCAGAUCUACACACACAUAAACUCACGUAUCAACUUAAUUCAACUCAUAACUAGCCAAUUCACAUAGUAUCCAGGCUUCGCGUUUCAAUGCUUUGACGAAAAUCGCAACUCAGAAGCUAUGGGGCAUGUUUACUAUAUUGUUGUGGCGUUUCCGUGCACGGUUGGGGCGAUUGUGCUGGCGCUUUUUCAUAUUUACAGGCAUUUGUUGAAUUAUACCGAGCCGACGUAUCAGCGCUACAUUGUUCGCAUUAUAUUCAUGGUUCCUGUGUACGCAUUAAUGUCUUUCCUCUCCCUCGUCAUUAAUGAGAGUGCGACAAUAUAUUUUAACUCCAUCAGGGAAAUAUAUGAAGCAUGGGUUAUUUACAAUUUUUUGUCACUUUGCCUGGCAUGGGUCGGUGGACCUGGAGCUGUUGUAAUUAGUCUUAGUGGCCGUGUUCUGAAGUCAAACUGGUGCCUGAUGACUUGUUGCUUCCCUCCCAUACCACUUGAUGGGCGUUUUAUACGAAGAUGCAAGCAAGGAUGUUUGCAAUUUGUGAUUCUUAAGCCUAUAUUAGUUGCAGUGACACUCAUUCUUUAUGCAAAAGGCAGAUAUCAUGAUGGAAAUUUCAGUGCAGGACAAUCGUAUUUGUACCUCACUAUCAUCUAUACUUUUUCAUACUCUCUGGCAUUGUAUGCCUUGGCCUUGUUCUACGUCGCAUGCAGGGAUUUGCUCCAACCUUUUAAUCCCGUUCCAAAGUUCAUCAUCAUCAAGUCUGUUGUUUUCCUGACUUACUGGCAGGGUGUUUUGGUUUUUUUAGCGGCAAAGUCUGGGUUCAUAAAAGAUACGAAGGAAGCUGCUGAAUUUCAAAAUUUUAUAAUUUGUGUUGAGAUGCUUAUUGCUGCUGUUGGCCAUCUUUAUGCGUUUCCGUACAAGGAAUAUUCUGGUGCGAACAUCGGCACUACUCGUGGGUUUUCAGAAAAUCUCGCACAUGCUGUCAAAUUAAAUGACUUUUACCAUGACACUGUUCAUCAGUUUGCACCAACUUACCAUGAUUAUGUACUCUACAACCAUAGUGACAGUGAGGGGGAAUCAAGGACAUACCGAGCUAAAACCUUUGUCCCUACCGGACUUGAAAUGGACUCUGUCAGAAAAAAUAAACAUAUGCUUGGAAACAAGUUAGAAGGCAUACAGCUAUCUAGUUUAUCGUCUUCUGGUAGUAGCACUCCCGGUAACCAGAGCCCAGAACAAGUCUUAGUGGAUAUCUCAAAAUCAGAGGCAAUGAACCCUUCUCUGCUACUGGAUGCUUCGCUCGAGGCCCCCAAUGACCUCACUCUUGUUGACAUAGACAUGUCCAAUUAUUCAGAAGAGGUACCAGCAGUUAAUGAUCUUGGGACAAGGUGACUUGUGUAUAGUUCCGCAAUCGUAAUUUCUUACCCAAAGGUUCUUUGAUACUGAUAUCUGUUUUUUUAUUCCUCUUUCUUGUUCUUGUCUUGCCUUCAUAAAUUCUUUUGUUGUUAUGGUCAUUAGGUUCUGUACAUGUAGGAUACUCGUUCUCAACAGAGGGAACACUUGAUAGUCUUACACAGUUACACGAAGUAUGUUUAAGUUUUUACUGUAUACAGAAAUCAUAGUUGUCCGGCUCCUCCCAUAUCUUUCAAAAAUCAGUCAGGUUGAUUACCUCUCCUGUCUAUACACAAUAUGAGACUCUGUAUUUUCAUUCAUUGUAUGAAAUGGAACCAAACAUUGGAUCAGACUUCUCGAGGUGGUCGAGGUACAGUGGAUAUGCAUUGUAGGGAAGUUUCAGUUGCAAUAAUGUUGAUUGUUACAUGUUUGUGAUAAGCCUCGUCUUGAUCAAGACAUGAUGUUGAUUAAUGUGAUUAAUUCUUAUCAAGUUAUCAUA